AUGGGCGCCCGUAAUGGAAAACGACGUGCCGAGCACGUCCACCUUACGCAAAGCGACGAUGAGGCUCAGCAUCCGACUCCCAAGGCACCCCGCUUCAGUCACGGACAGCGCUUUGGGGAGAAUACUGUCUUUGUGCCCCUGAGCCAGUCAUCGCAGGUAUCUGCAGGCGAAGAAGAAGAUGACGCGCAGGCUGCGGAUCUGGUUCCGGAAAGUCAAGCUGCCGAUGAUCCCUCGUCCGGUAGCUCGAUACUCUACGGACGAAUAAACACUAAGAUCGUGGGUGUCCGUUACUAUCGAGGGCAUGCCACCCCUGGAGAGCGUGUGAUUUUGAGACGGGAGCCAACUAAUCAAUAUGAUCGUAAUGCUAUUAAAGUUGAGAACGUCAUGGGGGCCCAAAUUGGUCAUAUUCCACGACAAAUGGCGGCGAAGUUGGCGAGCUACAUGGAUGCGAGGUCUUUGGUUGUUGAUGGCAUGUUAACUGGGGUAAUUGGCUCUUUUGAUUGUCCGAUUAUGCUGAGCUUGUUUGGCACAAGCGACCCCAUGAGGAGAGAGGAGUUGAAAAGUCAGAUGGAGCAGGAUAGGCUGCCCCUAAGUGAACUCAAGCAGAAGAUGCGCGAGGAGCUUAGACAGCAAAAAGAGCUCGAAAAGGCUCGGAAGGCGGCCGAAAAAGGAGCUCAUGCGCUAGCGCAAGGCAAAGGACAAAAAUGGGAGGCGGCGAAUAGCAUGUAUAGCAAUCUAUCCCUUGGCGAGGGCAACAUUGAGGGUGAAGUCAGUUUGGAAGAGAUCAUUGGCCAAAGCAGCACGUUUAAUCCUCGGGAUAUUCGCCAAGUGGUGGAGGACUUUGGCAUGAGUGAAGCAGACCUGUCAAAUAUGCCUAUGGCAGAUCGUCCCGCGGCUCUUUCGACCGACUUACUCCCUUAUCAACGCCAAGGACUGGCUUGGAUGAUAGAGAAAGAAACUCCCACGCUCCCUGCUCCUGGGUCUGCCGAUGUGGUACAACUCUGGAAGAGAGAAAAUAUCAGAUUCACUAACGUUGCGACGAACUUCUCCACAUCGAUAGCCCCACCUCUUGCAAGUGGUGGUAUUCUGGCCGAUGACAUGGGCCUCGGAAAGACUAUCCAAAUCAUAUCUCUUAUCCUGGCAAAUUCCGCGCCCAAGUCUCCAAGCUCUUCCAAAACCACUCUGAUAGUAGCUCCCGUAGGAGUGAUGAGCAAUUGGAAGAAUCAAAUACUAGACCAUACACACAGCGAGUCUACUCCACGGGUACAUGUCUACCAUGGGACCGGAAAGAAAGAGGCUGCUAAUCUGAACCAAUACGAUGUGGUAGUGACUAGCUAUGGCGCCCUUGCAAAGGAAUACAGCCCAGGUACCAAAGUACCUCCAAAUCAAGGAAUCUUCUCCGUCCACUGGCGUCGUGUAGUCCUUGAUGAAGGGCACACGAUCCGAAAUCCACGGUCUAAAGGUGCGUUAGCUGCAUGCAGCCUGCAGGCGGACUCACGCUGGACCUUGACUGGAACACCAAUUGUCAACUCCCUCAAGGAUCUUUAUUCUCAAGUUCGCUUCCUGAAGCUUUCCGGUGGCCUGGAGGACAUGACGGUUUUCAAUAGCGUCCUGAUCCGACCGCUUCUGUCUGAGGACCCUAAUGCUCGUUUGCUUCUUCAGGCACUCAUGAGUACCAUUUGUUUACGCCGUAGGAAGGAUAUGGAGUUUGUAAACUUACGCCUGCCACCCCUUACAUCUCGCGUUCUACGCAUUAAGUUCCACCCCCACGAGCAGGAGAAAUAUGAUAUGUUUCAGUCCGAAGCAAGAGGCAUGCUACUUGAUUUUAAGUCUAAAGAUAAGUCCAACACCACAUACUCAAACCUCCUCGAAGUGAUCCUUCGCUUGCGACAAGUCUGUAACCAUUGGGCGCUCUGCAAGGACCGCGUGGAAAAACUUGUACAACUGUUGGAGGAGAAUAAGAUAGUCCCAUUGACGCUGGAGAACAUCAAGGCUCUACAAGACAUGUUACAAAUCUGCAUCGAGAGCCAAGAGACAUGUCCCAUCUGUCUAGAUAAUCUAGAGCAGCCUGUUAUCACAGCUUGCGCUCACGCAUUUUGCAAGGGUUGCAUCGAACAAGUAAUCGAGAGACAACACAAGUGUCCAAUGUGUCGCGCUGAGAUCAAGGAUACAUCGAACCUAGUCACACCCGCGGUUGAGAUGGGCGAAAGCACCGAAACCAUCGUCGCUGACCCCGACAACCCAAGCAGCAAGAUUGAAGCUCUAAUGAAAGUUCUGACAGCUCAAGGACAAGCUCCCGGCACUAAAACAGUUGUGUUUAGCCAAUGGACCUCAUUCCUUAACUUCGUUGAGCCUCAUCUCAACCGCUACGGAAUCGGGUUCGCCCGCAUCGAUGGUAAAAUGAGCUCGGGCGCUCGCGACAACUCAACAUACAGAUUCUCCCACGAUCCAAAUUGCAAGGUCCUCCUCGCAAGUUUAAGCGUUUGCAGCGUUGGCUUGAACCUAAUCGCAGCUAAUCAGGCCAUUCUUGCCGAUAGCUGGUGGGCCCCGGCAAUAGAAGACCAAGCCGUCGACCGAGUCUAUCGUCUCGGCCAAACCCGUGAAACUACCGUCUGGCGUCUUGUCAUGGAAGACAGCAUAGAAGAUCGUGUCCUAGCCAUUCAGGAAACAAAACGCAAGCUGAUGUCGGCCGCUUUCCGCGAGACCUCCAAGAAAAAGGUCGAUGACAGAGCGACUCGUGUUGCUGAUCUCGAGAAGCUCAUUACUUGAUCGUGUACGAAAAAGUACAACUCUCUAUUCAGCUUUUUUCGUUUCUCUAGUGGGCUUAUGAUUCUCUCUACAGUUCCAUAGUCAUGGAUACUUUCGGGUAUAUUUAUGUGCAAAUAUGUGUAAGCUGCUACGCGGUCUGAAG
Messenger RNA from Aspergillus alliaceus, 2911 nucleotides. RefSeq names its product SNF2 family N-terminal domain-containing protein. Gene Ontology annotation, molecular function: ATP binding; nucleic acid binding; zinc ion binding. Lineage: Eukaryota; Fungi; Ascomycota; Eurotiomycetes; Eurotiales; Aspergillaceae. The transcript has 3 exons. The record is from RefSeq and is a predicted model, not a curated record. The coding region runs from base 1 to 2769 and encodes 922 amino acids.